AUGGAGUUCCUCCCGCCCGAGGGCGCCCACGCCGCGAAUAAGGGCAAGGCGAAGGAGACGUACACCCGCGCGCGCCUCGCGUGGUAUUACCGUCCGAGCGACGUCAGCGAUCGUCCCGUGCAGGACCCGCGCCUGCUCCUAGCCGCUAUUUACUCCGAGGUCUGCGAUAUCAGCCAGCUGCGCUCGCGGUGUUUUGUCGUUCACCGCGACAAAAUCACCGAUCUCGCGGGCUGGAAGAAACGCCCCGACCGGUUUUACUUCAAUCGGCUGUUUGACCCGUACAUUAACAAAGAGUUCGAGGUCAUCCAGGCCAAGGACAUCCGAAACGUACCCGACAUCGUCAGAGACACGCUCAACUCGCGCUACGAGUUCGUCGUGGCCGAGAAAGAGGCCGUUCCUGACCUGACAGACCUUCCUCGCCUCUGCGGUACGUGCAACACCUGGUGCCCCACGCCCGAGACGGUGCAGUGCGAUCGGUGCAAGAAGUACUUCCACAUGGGCUGCGUGCAGCCCCCGCUGCUCGCGAAGCCAUCGCGCGGGUACGGCUGGACGUGCGCGCCGUGCUCGAAGCGGCACGCGGAGGAGGUCGACAGCCACGACGUGCGGCACCCCGCGCCGGCGCAGACGAAGCCCAAGACGAACGCGCCGGCGCCGCGGGGCAGGGGGCGCCCGCGCAAGGACCGGAGUCUCGCCGAGAAGGAGGAGGCGAGCGAGGUCAAGCACUUCAAGAUGUGGCCGUUCCGCUACUUUGGGCAGUACACGGUCGCGGAGGACACACUAGACCCUGACGAUCUCAUCUUUCCGCGAACGGCAACUCGGGUGGGCCCGAAGUACCAGGCCGUCAUCCCGGGAAGCACGGAGGGCAUCUCCAUCCCUGUACCCACAGAAGAGCGCGGCGGGGAUGAGACGAUCGAGGUCCUUAGUGCAGUGCACUCCAUGUCCAAAGAAGAAGCUGACGAGGUCGACGAAAGGAUGAAGACCCUGACGCGGAAGCAAGAGCUUCUGCACAGCGUGGACUGGCUCACCGAGGCUGUGCGCCGCUUUUCCCAAGCGUGGCUGGCUGGCCGCGGGGGGUUCACCGUCGACAUGAGCAGCAACACCCGCCAGGAGAAGUGGAAGAGGGGUGAAACGCGGUACACAGACAGACCGUGGUCACCGGACGAGGUCGCCGCGUUUGAGGAUGGCAUCAUGGCCCAUGGCGCCGAGCUCCGCGCCGUCUGUGAAGAGGUUGCGACGCGCCCUAUGCCAGAGGUCGUUCGCUUCUAUGGACAGUGGAAAAACUCCAAGCUCAAGGAAGAAAACGCGCGCCGCAAAGCGCGCAGCCUCCUCACCAAAGACGCGGACAAGGAGCCCGCAGUGAACCCCGUGGGCAGACGGCCCGGCAUCGUAGCCGACGACGACGAGGGCUCGAUCGUGCACGGCAACGGGCGCACCAGCUACAGCUGCGGCGCGUGCCGCACGCGCGACUCGCCCGUGUGGUGGAAGGCGCCCAAGGGGCUCGUGACGGACGUGCUGUGCGACGCGUGCGGCACCAACUGGCGCAAGUACGCGGACAUCAACGUGCGCCCGGUGAGGGAGGAGACUGCGGUGGUCGCCGGCAGCGUGGUGAGCGUGGUGGGUAAGCCGCCGAAGAACGGCGGCGAUAAGCGCGAGGGUGCGAUGUUGAAUGGGCCGACGUCGAAGCGGCUGAGGAAGACUUCCACGGCAACGUCGAUUUCUUCACCGCCGCCAUCUACAACACCGCAGAUGCGCUGCAUGGCGUGCCGUCACAAUGGCCCGGUGGGAAAGGUCAUCAAGUGCCAGAGAUGUCAAUUCCGGGCUCAUGCGGGAUGCUGCGGCGCCGUUCUGGAUGACAAUAACGUAGAGUCGUGGACGUGCGAUAUGUGUCAGAACGAGGAGACGCUCGAGGCUUCUUUCAGCGGAGCCUGUGUCUUGUGUCCCCGAGGAAAGACGAUGAAGAAGCAAGACCUGCAGUCCGCGGACUCCUACCUCCGCGCUGCGAAGCCCACCGAAGGGCAAGGGUGGGCACACGUCCUGUGCUCGGUGUUCGCGCCGGAGGUAACGUUCACUGACGUGUCGAGGCUCCGGUUCGUCGAGGGCAUCAGCACUAUGCCACAGCAUCGCUGGCAGUCUCGCUGUUCGUUAUGCUACGAGGUCAGCGGCGCGACUAUCCGCUGUGCAGACUGCGCGGCGGAGUACCACGCGUCAUGUGCAUGGACGUACGGGCACAAAUUCGGCUUUGAGGUUCAACAGGUCCGCCGGCGCGACGGCACCUUCGUCAACUUCCGCGGCGUCUCGGGCAUCAUGGCGCCCGUCGUGUACUGCCGCGACCACCACAGCGACACCUCCGCGCGGCGGCAGCACCCGCACCCGCACCCGCACCCGCCGAACCCCAUCUUCGAGCUGUGCGACGUCGACGAGGCCGGCUCGGGCGAGACAGCGCUGCAGGUGUACUGCCGCACGUACAAGCAGGCGCCCGUCGCGCAGGCGCACGGUCUCCUCCGCAAGGCGCGCAGGAUGGACGCGGUGCUCCUCGCCUCUUACUCUGACCACGGAUCUGGCUCUGGAUCUGGGCACGCCGCGAUGGUCGCCGGCGGAGACAGGCCGGUCACUGCGAUUGACGUGGACGACGACGACGACGACGAGGCGCCGUCGAGGAGCGCGUCGUCCUCGCCCGCGCAGCCGCAGACGCCGACGGACCCCGUGUGCAGCAAGUGCAGCACGGAGUACUCCCCGUUCUUCCACUACUACGGCAAGGAGGAGAACGGCGACGACGUGCACAUGAGCAAUGGCGACGGAAACAGCAACGGCAACGCAAACGGAAACGGCUUCUCUGCGAUGCCGGUCGCGGCUGUGUCCCCGAGCUGGACGUGCCACCGGUGCUUUACGAACGAGCGCAAGACCGCCAUCAGCACCAUAUUCUGACGGACGCUCGCUCGUUCGUUCGUUUGUCAUUUUGACCAGGCUCUAGACCCCUAAUUCCCCUUCUCAAUUAUGGAUGUAUAUCGCUAUGCGCACAAAACAUAGGCUACCUCGUUUGGCUACGUAAUCAUUAGUUUGGACCCUCCGACGUGCGGAGAGGUUCCGGGGGCGGUUGUUGGAUAGUAGCGCUUCGUACAUAGAGAUUGUGAGAUGGAGAUGGAGGGUGGAGAUGCACUAGGCUUCAGGGCGAGACGAUGGUUUACAAAACCAAAACAGGAAGAGACAGCGACGAGCGGGUAGUAAUGAUGGAUAUAUCACGUCGACGUAUACGUAGAGUUGAUUGAGAUUGGUUCAGCAAAAAAGACAAAAGAGCAAAAUAAAGAACUUGAUUUCUGACAAGACAAUGGGGGUAACAAGGAGACGAACAAACAAACAGAGAUUCCAAAUAAGCACAACUGUUAAAUAGAUACUUAGUAUAAGAGGGUCCAUGCCACCAAUGCCAGCGUUACUAGCUAGCUAGCUAAGGUAUAGUAGUAGUAGUGGCUCUAGGUUUUGACCCGCUUGUAGUACAACACGUAUGCCGGACGGCCCACAACCUCUUUAGCAUCCGUCGGCCGCACACUACUGUCAUCGCAGUACGCCCAGCCUCCUCGCGAAGCAAUGAACGCGGUAUAGUGCCCAUUGCUCAGAUUCCCAAAAUGAUUCGUCACGCCGUACAGAUCAUACCGGUACGGCGGCAUCUGCGUGCGCGGGUCGUCCAGCGACGGGCCGGGCGAUCCCGAGCCCCCAAGCUGCGGAUAUCCAUUGAUCAGGCCGCCCCCGGCGCCAGACGACGACGACGGCAGCGCGGGCUUGUGCACGCCCGGCGGGAGCGGCGGCGGCAUGUAGUUCGUCAGGUCGAGCCCCUUGAGCGGGAAAUCGACGACGUUCUCGAUCUUGUCCGAGAACGGACCCUUGAACGAGAAGCGCUUGAGGUGGAUGAGGAGGAUGGGCGGGAGGCGGGAGAGCGAGAGGAGCUUCGUGGCCUUGCGCAGGGUUUUGCAGUUCGGGCAGUGCCAAGCCUCCGACUUCUCCAACACCUCCUCCCUCACGAACGCGUCCAAACACGCAUACAAGCUCACCUUCGCCGUCCGGCUCGGGUUCGGAAUCGGCAGCGAGAGAUACAUAAACGAGUUAUACGUCGUCGACGUCUUGUGGCACGUCAUGCACUCCAUCCUAUUCCGGAACUGGCCCUGGAAAAAGUCCACGAUCACGCUGUCGUUGCGUAUCCGGUAGAUCGUCCACUCCUGCUCCCCCGCGAUCUGCUGCGGCAGCCGCUCGAGCUCGGCCUCGCGCUCGGGCGUCGGCUCCGACAUCGCGGGCUUGUGCAGGAUCCGGUUCAGGUCCUCGUGCAGCCCGUCGAGCAGGAAGGAGAGGAACUCCUGCGAGUCGUGCUGGUCCGAGCCGCCAAACUGCGGCGCGUGCGCGCAUAUGGAUUUCCGGAAAACACCAGGAUUCAAAUACGGCAGCUCCGAAUGCGACAUCUCAUACACGAACCCCGCAAACGCCCGCGUCAGCUCGCCCUUCGUCCCCAUCGGAUUAAGCAUGUUCACCGCGCUCUUCCACCUUCCGUCCGUGAAGAACCGCGCAAACGGCACCGUCGCCGCCAGACACUGCAGCGUCGAGUUCAUAUAGCACGUGUUCCCCAGGUUCUUCAGGCCCGCAGACGCAGGCUGCAUAUCCGACCAGUACGUCACGGGAUAGUCCGACUGGAUCGUCGGCGGCCUCGGGAUCACCAUCCCUCCCGCAUUCGCGGCCGACGUCGACGCGAUGCUCUGCACCGAGUGCCGCAGCUCGCGCCGCUCGCUCGACGGCGACGCGACGGGUGGCGGCGGGCGUAGAAUGUGCUGCGACGACAGCGUCGGGUAGUCGAUCGACACGCGCUGCGGCAACGCGUAUCCACCAGAGGCGGCGGCGGCGGAACCCGAGCCGGUCCCCUGCGCGUCGAUGUACUCGCUUCGUCUUCUCGAGAGCGUCGAUGAGCUGAUGGACGCCUGCGGGGGCAUCGAGAGUCCGCCGAGGCCUACGGCGGAGAAUGACGAUUGAGGGGAUGAUGCACCUGUUCCGGUAGUUUGUGGGCUGAGCGCGCGUGCGGGGAAGGAGGGGUACUGGAUGGGAGAAGUGACGCCAUUGAGGUGUGGGGAGGGUAUGCUUGCAGGGGCAGAGGAGCCGUUUUCGAGACCAUUAUACCCAUACGAUAUACUGGACCGAGCCUGGGGUGGCCGACGCCCCACAGAGACAGGGCCGUUCAGAGGCGCCUCUGGCAGCCGCCUCCGCUCCUCUGGAUCUGGUGACACCUUCUUCUCACCCGAAAUGGACACAGGACCCGCCCCGUUGACCUCUGGCGGAGCCUUAAAGAAUCCAGUCAUAGUCGGUGGCGGCGACGUCACCGGCAUGGAGGGCGUAGCUGGCAUCGACGACCCCGAGCCCGACAACGACGGCCCAAGCGGCGACGGCAGCGGCCUGCUCAUCCUCUUCGCACUCGCACUCGCACUCGCACCCCCAUCCACCACCAAACCAUUCGACGACGGCGCCAUCGACGGCGAGGACGCGGCGGAGGACGACCCAGCGCCAUACACAACCUCGUCCUCCCCGACCUCCCUCUUCCACGCGCGCAGCCCGCCAAUAAGCAGCAUCGGCGUGUGCUUCAAGAUCUUCCUAAACUCCUUCUCAUACACCGCCCGCGCGAACGACGAAAUCGGACCAGACGCGCCGUCGUACGUCUCCGACGCGUCGUCGUACACCACCACCACAUCAAACUUCUCCCGGUUCGUGAAGAGCGCCCACUCGGUGCGCGGAGCGACCGUGAGCGAGUCUUCGAGCAUCACGCCGGAUACAUUCGCGCGCGCCAGCACCGUCGACUCGAUGCACACAACCGCGUCCCCGCGUAUAUGCUCCCGCUCGAACGCGUCCCGCGACCGGAUAUCCACCAGGAGCACCUUCAUCCCCGGCCGGUUCAUGAAAUCGUGCAGCAUCCGCGGCUGGAUCGAGUUGGACACGGGUAUCGUCGGCUUGUCGCUUGAUGACGGUGCUUGCG
Molecule: messenger RNA, 5998 nt
Organism: Coniophora puteana RWD-64-598 SS2
Lineage: Eukaryota; Fungi; Basidiomycota; Agaricomycetes; Boletales; Coniophoraceae
Exons: 21
Coding region: 1-2925 (974 amino acids)
Biological process (GO): histone catabolic process
Cellular component (GO): Lid2 complex
Molecular function (GO): chromatin binding; zinc ion binding; sequence-specific DNA binding
Source: RefSeq, a predicted model, not a curated record